Molecule: messenger RNA, 365 nt
Organism: Suhomyces tanzawaensis NRRL Y-17324
Lineage: Eukaryota; Fungi; Ascomycota; Pichiomycetes; Serinales; Debaryomycetaceae
Exons: 1
Coding region: 103-300 (65 amino acids)
Source: RefSeq, a predicted model, not a curated record
GAAAAUGCAAGUUUAUCGAACUCAAUAAAAAGGGCGUGUGGUCUAGUGGUAUGAUUCUCGCUUUGGGAGACUGCUCAGUUUACUGUGCGGAAAACUUCAAGCAUGCGAGAGGCCCUGGGUUCAAUUCCCAGCUCGCCCCUUUUUUCUGUCCAUCUUUUUAAAUUUUUGAAUUGUAUAAAGCCCCAGCCUGACCAAACUAUAUCACUUCCUACCCUUUUUCCCUCCAGCAGUCCUCCAGCUAGACUAUCGUUUUCCCUAGUCACAAAUCUGUUUUACGGGGUAGCCAACAGUUUUUGGUAAGGCGUGCCCGAACCAAUAGAUUAGGCGCUUGGUACCAACUAAUUUUUGUUCCGUAAGAUUCUACG